AUGCCGAAGAAUAAGGGAAAGGGAGGAAAGAAUCGUAGAAGAGGAAAGAAUGAGAACGAUUUCAUGAAGCGCGAGCUCGACCUCAAGGAGGAAGGCCAGGAGUACGGACAAGUGUCGAAGAUGCUCGGCAACGGACGCGUUCAAGUGUUCUGUUUCGACGGAAAGCAACGCGUGUGUCAUAUUCGCGGAAAGCUCCGGAAGAAGGUGUGGAUCAACGUCGGAGACAUCAUAUUGGUCGGUCUCAGAGACUAUCAAGACGAUAAGGUGAGCAAUUUCGUGAGAGCUUCACUGACAUUUGUUAUUUUCAGGGAGAUGUGAUCCUCAAGUACACCCCGGACGAGGCUCGCCGUCUCAAGAACGAGGGCUUGAUUCCGGAGAACGCCAAGCUCAAUGAGAAUGACGAGCAAGAUGAGGGAGAGGUCGAAUUCCGUAAGUUUUACCUCGUUUUUCAACUGAAACUGAUGAAUCCGUUUUGAAGUUGACACUGUCGGCGGCGACGAGGAAGCCGAGGGCGAGGAGGACAAGGAUUCCGAAAAGAGCUCGGACAGCGAAUCGGACGAGGAAGAAGGAUCGGAGAAGGAGGGAGGGUCGGACGACAGCUCGGACGAGGAGGAUUCUGAUGAUUCCGACGACUCGGACAACAUAAGAGAAGAGGACUUGGCUGCGGGACGUGGAUUCAAGGAAGACACUCGUCGUGUUGGAAACCGCGGCGGGAAGAACAAGUACGGAAAGAGGCGCUAA
Caenorhabditis sp. 36 PRJEB53466 is the source of this 741-nucleotide messenger RNA. Lineage: Eukaryota; Metazoa; Nematoda; Chromadorea; Rhabditida; Rhabditidae. The record is from the annotation of a GenBank genome assembly.